Molecule: messenger RNA, 414 nt
Organism: Solanum tuberosum (potato)
Lineage: Eukaryota; Viridiplantae; Streptophyta; Magnoliopsida; Solanales; Solanaceae
Exons: 1
Coding region: 1-414 (137 amino acids)
Source: RefSeq, a predicted model, not a curated record
AUGGAAAAGGUGAAGAUUGUUCAGGAAAGGCUAAAAAUAGCUCAAAUUCGUCAAAAAUCCUAUACAUAUGUUAGGAGAAAAGACUUAGAAUUUGAGGUUGAUGAUUGGGUAUACUUGAAGGUUUCACCCAUGAAGGAUGUUAAGAGAUUCGGUAAGAAGGGAAUACUCAGUCCCCAAUACAUUGAUCCUUACCAUAUUUCUAAGAGAGUUAGCAAUGUAGCUUAUGAGUUGGAGGCACCGUCAGAGUCAGCAGCAGUCCAUCCGGUAUUCCACAUUUCUAUGUUGAAGAAGUGUAUGGACAAUCCUUCACUUAUUGUACGUAUCGAGAAUAUUGGUAUCAAGGACAACUUAUCUUAUGAGGAGAUGCCCGUUCGAAUUCUUGAUCAUCAUGUUCGCAAGUUAAGAACAAAGUAG